AUGGAGGACGUAAUAGCCCGCAUGCAGGAUGAGAAGAAUGGAAUUCCUAUCCGCACUGUGAAAAGUUUUUUAUCCAAGAUUCCAAGUGUUUUUUCAGGUAAACAUCUUAAUUUACCUAAAGCUUGUGUUCUAAUAUAUUGUAAACGUUGAAAUGGUAAUGCCAGCUAACAAGGACUUUUGGGUUCUGACUGACUUGGAGAGCUGUCCGUGGUUCUGAAACCCAUACACCUAAACCAGAGAUGAAAUAGAAUAUCAAAAUGAAUCAUAAUGUUGCAGGGAGCUGCCAGAGAUCUGAAAAGAGAACCCAAGGUUGAGAAACGACUCUCAAAACUGAACACAAUGGAAACUUGAAGGCUAGAUAGCAACAUAAAUAUAGGGCGGCAGGUAGCUUAGUGGGUAAGAGCGUUGUGCCAGUAACCGAAAGGUCGCUGGUUUUAAUCCCCGAGCCGACUAGGUGAAAAAUCUGUUGAUGUGCCAUUAAGCAAGGCACUUAACCCUAAUUGCUCAUGUAAGUCGCUCUGGAUAAGAGCGUCUGCUAAAUAAUGUAAUUUAAUAAAUGUUGCUUGUUCUCUAUAAUACCUUAUGCAAAAGUGGAGUAUGCGUAUUCCCUUUGCAGGACAGCAAACAGCAGAUAUGAUCUAAUAUGGGUUGUCAUUAUUCAUCUGAGUUGUCAUUAUUCAGGAAGGCACUAGUGACCCUUGAAUACAUAUACAAUUAGAACAGUUGAUGUAAUGUAAGUGGUGAUCCUGGAACAGUAAAGUACUCUGGGGCCGAUAUGAAGUUCAUAGAAAGACUAAAUGAACAGCACAGCCACAAGAUGAUUGGAAAGACAUGUUCUGUUCAGUCUUAUUCAGUGUUGCUCUGCAUUCAGUUAAAAUGAAAUGCCCCCUAUUUAGUAGUAGCUGUCACGAUCGUCUGAGGAAGCGGACCAAUACGCAGCGCGUGGAGUGAACAUGAUGACUUUAUUCAAAUAAAAGCAACCACGAAAACAACAAACAAAUGACGAUAGUGAAGUCCUACAGUGACUAUGACUGAACCUGGAACAAAAACCCACAAUGCCCACAGGAAAACAUUCAGAUUAAAUAUGGCUCCCAAUCAGAGAUAACGAGCCGACAGCUGACACUCGUUACCUCCGAUUGGGAGUCACACGACACCACAAUUAACACACCCAAAACACAACCAACCGAAUACACCCUUACAACCAACCCCACAACAAAUACCCAACAAAACAAAUACACCCUGGCUCAAAUCCAAAAGUCCCGGAGCCAGAGUGUUACAGUACCCCCCCCUAAAGGUGCGCACUCCGGGCGCACCAGCAUACAGUCUCGGGGAGGGUCUGGGUGGGCGUCUGUCCACGGUGGCGGUUCUGGCCCUGGUCGUGGUCCCCACCCCACCUUAGUCACCACCCGCUUCCCUAGCCUCCUCCACAUGACCACCCUCCAACUUACUCCACCUGGAUUUAGGGGCAGCACCGGGCUAAGGGACAGCACCUGGCUAAGGGGCAGCACCGGACUAAGAGGCGGAUCCUGGCUGGCUGGCUCUGGCGGAUUCUGGCUGGACGGCUCAUGGCAGGCUGAAGGAUCCGGCUGCUCAUGGCUGGCUGACGGAUCUGGCUGCUCAUGGCUGGCCGACGGAUCUGGCUGCUCAUGGCUGGCCGACGGAUCUGGCUGCUCAUGGCUGGCCGACGGAUCUGGCUGCUCAUGGCUGGCGGAAGGCUCUGGCUGAUCCUGUCUGGCGGAAGGCUCUGGCUGAUCCUGUCUGGCAGAAGGCUCUGGCUGAUCCUGUCUGGCAGAAAGCUCUGGCUGAUCCUGUCUGGCGGAAGGCUCUGGCUGAUCCUGUCUGGCGGAAGGCUCUAGCGGCUCUGGUCUGGCGGACGGCUCUGAUGGCUCAUGGCAGACGGGCGGCUUUGCAGGCUUUGGGCAGACGGGCAGUUCAGGCCCCGUUGGGCAGACGGCAGACUCUGGCCGUCUGAGGCGCACCGUAGACUUAGUGCGGGUGGCCGGAACAGGCCGGACCGGGCUGGCGACGCGCACCGUAGUCUUGGUGCGGGUGGCAGGAACAGGCCGGGUCGGGCUGGCGACGCGCACCGUAGUCUUGGUGCGGGUGGCAGGAACAGGCCGGACCGGGCUGGCGACGCGCACCGUAGUCUUGGUGCGGGUGGCAGGAACAGGCCGGACCGGGCUGGCGACGCACACCGUAGACUUGGUGCGGGUGGCAUGAACAGGCCGGACCGGGCUGUGGAGACGGAUAGGAGGCCUGGAGCGAACAGCGGACACCACCCGUCCUGGCUGAAUGCCUACCCUCACGCACUCUGUGUGAGGCAUCCGCACAGGACAUACAGGGCGGUGUACCCCUGGCCUGGUGGCCUCCUGGAUACUCCCCCUUUUCUCCUCCGUCAGCCCCGUCGUCCAUGCCGUGUGCCCCCCCCUAAAAAAUUUCUGGGGUUGACUCACGACCCUCCGACGAUGGCCCUGCUGCCGCCGUUGCUCCUCUCUCGCCAGGGCCUUGAUCCUUCCCCAAGGUCCCUUGCCUCCGAGCAUGUCCUCCCAGGACCACGAUGUGCCCACCUGGGCCAUCGCCAGCCUCUCUAUCUCCUUGCCCGGUGCCUCCUCCCAUGUCCAGUCUCCUUGCUCCUGGACACGCUGCUUGGUCUUUCUUUGGUGGGUUUUUCUGUCACGAUCGUCUGAGGAAGCGGACCAAUACGCAGCGCGUGGAGUGAACAUGAUGACUUUAUUCAAAUAAAAGCAACCACGAAAACAACAAACAAAUGACGAUAGUGAAGUCCUACAGUGACUAUGACUGAACCUGGAACAAAAACCCACAAUGCCCACAGGAAAACAUUCAGAUUAAAUAUGGCUCCCAAUCAGAGAUAACGAGCCGACAGCUGACACUCGUUACCUCCGAUUGGGAGUCACACGACACCACAAUUAACACACCCAAAACACAACCAACCGAAUACACCCUUACAACCAACCCCACAACAAAUACCCAACAAAACAAAUACACCCUGGCUCAAAUCCAAAAGUCCCGGAGCCAGAGUGUUACAGUAGCUUUAGUACAAUAGUGUGUUAAUUGAGACACACACACUCUCCCCUCCAUAUUUAUUUGGACAGUGAAGCUACAUACAGUGAGGGAAAAAAGUAUUUGAUCCCCUGCUGAUUUUGUACAUUUGCCCACUGACAAAUAAAUUAUCAGUCUAUAAUUUCAAUGGUAGGUUUAUUUGAACAGUGAGAGACAGAAUAACAACCAAAAAAUCCAGAAAAACGCAUGUCAAAAAUGUUAUAAAUUGAUUUGCAUUUUAAUGAGUGAAAUAAGUAUUUGACCCCCUCUCAAUCAGAAAGAUUUCUGGCUCCCAGGUGUCUUUUAUACAGGUAACGAGCUGAGAUUAGGAGCACACUCUUAAAGGGAGUGCUCCUAAUCUCAGUUUGUUACCUGUAUAAAAGACACCUGUCCACAGAAGCAAUCAAUCAAUCAGAUUCCAAACUCUCCACCAUGGCCAAAGACCAAGGAUGUCAGGGACAAGAUUGUAGACCUACAUAAGGCUGGAAUGGGCUACAAGACCAUCGCUAAGCAGCUUGGUGAGAAGGUGACAACAGUUGGUGCGAUUAUUCGCAAAAGGAAGAAACACAAAAUAACUGUCAAUCUCCCUCGGCCUGGGGCUCCAUGCAAGAUCUCACCUCGUAGAGUUGCAAUGAUCAUGAGAAUGGUGAGGAAUCAGCCCAGAACUACAUGGGAGAAUCUUGUCAAUGAUCUCAAGGCAGCUGGGACUAUAGUCACCAAGAAAACAAUUGGUAACACACUACGCCGUGAAGGACUGAAAUCCUGCAGCGCCCGCAAGGUCCCCCUGCUCAAGAAAGCACAUAUACAUGCCUGUCUGAAGUUUGCCAAUCCACAUCUGAAUGAUUCAGAGGAGAACUGGGUGAAAGUGUUGUGGUCAGAUGACACAACUUCACCGCAUCAAAGGGACGAUGGACGGGGCCAUGUACCGUCAAAUCUUGGGUGAGAACCUCCUUCCCUCAGCCAGGGCAUUGAAAAUGGGUCGUGGAUGAGUAUUACAGCAUGACAAUGACCCAAAACACAUGGCCAAGGCAACAAAGGAGUGGCUCAAGAAUAAGCACAUUAAGGUCCUGGAGUGGCCUAGCCAGUCUCCAGACCUUAAUCCCAUAGAAAAUCUGUGGAGGGAGCUGAAGGUUCGAGUCGCCAAACAUCAGCCUCGAAACCUUAAUGACUUGGAGAAGAUCUGCAAAGAGGAGUGGAACAAAAUCCCUCCUGAGAUGUGUGCAAACCUGGUGGCCAACUACAAGAAACGUCUGACCUCUGUGAUUGCCAACACGGGUUUUGCCACCAAGUACUAAGUCAUGUUUUGCAGAGGGGUCAAAUACUUAUUUCCCUCAUUAAAAUGCAUAUCAAUUUAUAAAAAUUUUGACAUGCGUUCUUCUGGAUUUUUUUGUUGUUAUUCUGUCUCUCACUGUUCAAAUACCAUUAAAAUUAUAGACUGAUAAUUUCUUUCUCAGUGGGCAAACGUUCAAAAUCAGCAGGGGAUCAAAUACUUUUUUCCCUCACGGUAUAUACACAUCAUACAUACAUACAUGCUGUCAUAAUAUUAUAUUAUUUUCAGAAUAGCCUUGUAGCAGAUUACCUCACACAUCUCACUAUUUUAACCUCCUAGAAAGUGGGUCAUUGCUGAAUGUGUGACGAUUACUGGGUGUAUUAAUGAUGUUAAUCCAUGAUCAAUCUCAUCUGGAUAUGCUAAUGUAGUCUGGGAUCGUUAAGACAGCCUUGGUUAUUAUCUUACAGUUUUUCUCAAUCGCGUACGAUUUUUUUUUUUUUAAUGCUGUUGAUUUUCCAAAUAGUGUACUCGAGACACAGAACUCUGUGGCCUUUUGCAAAACAGUAAAUGCAGUUGAUAAAUACAUUCAUCAAAACUAUAUGAUACCAUAAAAAUUGCAAAUACAUUCAUCAAAAGAACACAACGGAUGCUCUUUUGAUGAAAAAAGAUUAACACAAACAUUUCUCAUAAAUCUAACCUGACAAAACAGAAAGUAACCCUGUUUUUAAAAAAAUCCCAGUUGAUCAAUACAUUUUAUUUGCAGUCACUAAAUCAUAAUGAUCACAAUUGGACAUACAACAAUUAAAAUGUGCAGAAUUAUGGGCAAAUACUCUCCUUUUAUGCAUACUUCACCAAACAAUCAAAUGAAAUGUAAUUCAUGAUCAAAAAGAAAAUGGAAAGUAAGCACAUUGUGUGCAGGAUCCAAUUCUCAUCACAAUCCAUUUCCAUGUAUUCAACACAUAGGCUGGUCCGCUCAUAGGCUUGUUGACUUUCCAUCAGCAAGCAGAAACACAGCAUUAAUUCAAACAGUGCUUCCCAAACUGUGGGUCGUGGCAGGGGUCCAGGUAGGUGGCAGGAUUAAAUGUUUUGUGCAACAAAAAAAAUAUACAAAUACACACUUUCAGUGUAAACAUAAACAACUAAAACAAAAUAGAAAGUAUGUUGAAAAGAUAAUGGACCUACAUAUUUUAAAAUAUAAGAUAAUUUCUGAAAUAGCAGUGGACCGGAAUCAAACCCAUGCUGCAGCAUUAUAUGUGCUCCAGAGGCAGCAGCUAAGACCAUAAGACCAACCUAGGUCACAAUAUUUUCUCUUCUGAUGAAAACAAUGUGUUGAUAUUCUGUGAACAAAACACUUUACAGGGAAUUUUGUAUUCAUUAAUGACAAUUGAAUUUCAAGUUUUGCAAAAGUGGGUCUAAGAUACGCAAUCCAGGUACAACGCCAAGAAAAAGAUCAGACAUUCCGCAGAUGUAUUUAAGCAUUUGAUCAUUAUUGUUCUGCUUUGGGUUCAUUUAACCACAGUUUAAAAAAUGCUUGUACGCGAUUGAGACUGCAAUCCACCGAUUUUUUUGAAGUUGUGGUAAGACGUGGCGUGUCCUCUGGAGCUCAUCUCAGAGACAGAGGAAGAAAGAGAAAGGUGUGGGGGUCACGCUGACCCUUUUUCUUCAUAUAACACCUUCUGUCCAUCUCUUACACCACACCUUAGAGAGCAGAGACGGAGAAAGAAAGACACAGUGAUAAUAACUUUUCUAUCUAGGCCAUGUGAACACCAGUGGUUGAGCUGGGGUGUGAAGAUUACUUGAUGUCAGAUGUUACACUCAAUAUUGUGGGCUGUUAAGAUGAUUUACAUUACUAUCAUUUUUAUUCAAGUGCAGUAAUGAUGGCUUUACAUCCAUUCUAAGUAUAUGGCUUUGAUAUGUACUAGGCAUGGUGUCCUCCUUAGCAUUAGUUAGACAGGUUCUGCCAUGACUGUUCCAGCCACUAUCAGGGGUGUAAUUUGUAUGAAUGGGAACAGAGGUAGGUGGUUUCUAAUGCCUAUAAUAAAAGCAUGGCGUGUUGGACUGCCAAUUACCCACCCACAUGCUAGGAAUUUGCAUGUAAUUAAGCCGAUUCUGGUGUAUUAAAGGGGAAAUCUGGAGUUCAAACAAUAACAAAUGAGGGAUGGGACUGGAGAAAUGUAACCACUCUCAAAUUCAUAGACACAGCUUUGACUGACCGUCAAUGCUAUCCAAAUUAAAAUUGUAACUAUGUUGUGAGAGUAUACAAUGUUUAUUUAAAAUAACAAUGUUUACAAACAAUGGAGUAAAACAAGCUUAUAUUCUGGGUUCUGAUGUGGUACGACAGUUGAACUAAGCUUAUGAGGCAUUUAUACGUUAUAUUCUUCAAGAAUCAGUGGGUAUAUAUCAUUGAUCUAAAAGUCCACAAAUGGAUGUUGUCACGCCCUGGCUCUGGGGACUCUUUAAUGUUGAGCCAGGGUGUUAGUACCUAUGUUUAGUUGUUCCUUGUUUUCUGUAUAGAUCGUUUAGAUCUAUGUUGGCCAGGGUGGUUCCCGAUCAGAGGCAGCUGUUGCUCGUUGUCUCUGAUUGGGAACCAUACUGUUUUGCACAGUUGAUUGUGGGAUCUUGUUCUGUAUAGGUUUGUGUUGGUGAACCUUUAGACUUCACGUAUCGUUUUGUUGUUGGUGUCAAGUACUCAUUAAAAGAUGUACGCCUAUCACGCUGCGCCUUGGUCUGUCUCUUACAACGAUCGUGACAGAAGAUCCCACCAAAAUAGGACCAAGCAGCGUGUUCCGGAGCAAACGCCGGGUAUGGAACAGGAGGUUACUCUGGUAGAUGUCCUCCUCGGUUGGGGGAGAAUCACAGAGGAGGAGGCCGUCCGCUACCGGAGGGCGAUGAGGGAGGAUGCCCAGGCAGGAGAGGAGAAGCGGCGCCAACCGGGCUGUCGUCGGACAGGCGAGAGGCAACCCCAAGAAAUGUUUGGGGGGGGGGGGGGGGGGGGGGGCACACGGCAUGGACGACGGGGCUGCUGGAGGCAGCUACAGGGCGAGUUGCGGACUAGGAGAGGAGGCCACCAGGUUACGGGGGCCAUUGGUCAUGAGGGGGAAGGAGAGUGUAGAGGCACGGCGAGAGGUACUGGGGUGUGUUACCAGUCCGGUCCGGCCCGUUCCUGAUCCCCGCACAAGGCCAGUGGUGUGUGUUCCCAGUACGGUCCGGCCUGUUCCUGUCCCUCGCACCAAGCCUGUGGUGCGCGUCGCCAGCCCGGUCCGGCCUGUUCCUGCUCCCCGCACCAAGCCUGUGGUGCGUGUCGCCAGCCCGGUCCGGCCUGUUCCUGCUCCCCGCACCAAGCCUGUGGUGCGCGUCGCCAGCCCGGUCCGGCCUGUUCCUGUCCCUCGCACCAAGCCUGUGGUGCGCGUCGCCAGUCCGGCCCGGCCUGUUCCUGUCCCUCGCACCAAGCCUGUGGUGCGCGUCGCCAGCCCGGUCCGGCCUGUUCCUGCUCCCCGCACCAAGCCUGUGGUGCGCGUCGCCAGUCCGGCCCGGCCUGUUCCUGUCCCUCGCACCAAGCCUGUGGUGCGCGUCGCCAGCCCGGUCCGGCCUGUUCCUGCUCCCCGCACCAAGCCUGUGGUGCGCAUCGCCAGUCCGGCCCGGCCUGUUCCUGUCCCUCGCACCAAGCCUGUGGUGCGCGUCACCAGCCCGGUCCGGCAUGUUCCUGUCCCUCGCACCAAGCCUGUGGUGCGCGUCGCCAGCCCGGUCCGGCCUGUUCCUACUCCCCGCACCAAGCCUGUGGUGCGCAUCGCCAGUCCGGCCCGGCCUGUUCCUGUCCCUCGCACCAAGCCUGUGGUGCGCGUCGCCAGCCCGGUCCGGCCUGUUCCUGCUCCCCGCACCAAGCCAGUGGUGCGCGUCGCCAGCCCGGUCCGGCCUGUUCCUGCUCCCCGCACCAAGCCAGUGGUGCGCGUCGUCAGCCCGGUUCGGCCUGUUCCUGCUCCCCGCACCAAGCCAGUGGUGCGCGUCGUCAGCCCGGUCCGGCCCGUUCCUGCUCCCCGCACCAAGCCAGUGGAGCGCGUCGUCAGCCCGGUCCGGCCCGUUCCCGCUCCCCGCACCAAGCCAGUGGUGCGCGUCGUCAGUCCGGCACGGUACCUGCCUGUUCCACCUGUGCCUGGUCCGGCACCGGUCAGCUGCUCCACGCCGGAGCCAGAGCAAUCCGCUCCACCGGUGUUCAGUCCAGCUUCGGCCAGCAGGGCCAGACCACGAGGGCGAGAGAGAGAGUGAUGGUCACGCCCGGAGCCGGAUCCGCCUCCGAGGCGGAAUGCCCACCCGGCCCCUCCCCUGUGGUGUUUGGUUGGUGCGGUCGCAGUCCGCGCCUUUGGGGGGGGGUACUGUCACGCCCUGGCUCUGGGGACUCUUUCAUGUUGAGCCAGGGUGUUAGUUCCUAUGUUUAGUUGUUCCUUGUUUUCUGUCUAGAUCGUUUAGAUCUAUGUUGGCCAGGGUGGUUCCCGAUCAGAGGCAGCUGUUGCUCGUUGUCUCUGAUUGGGAACCAUACUUAGGCAGCCUGUUUUGCACAGUUGAUUGUGGGACCUUGUUCUGUAUAGGUUUGUGUUGGUGAACCUUUAGACUUCACGUAUCGUUUUGUUGUUGGUGUCAAGUACUCAUUAAAAGAUGUACGCCUAUCACGCUGCGCCUUGGUCUGCCUCUUACAACGAUCGUGUAGCAAUCCCAUAUUUCCCCUUUAAUGUCCACAGUUUACAUCACUGUGCUAAAGGUGCUGUACAGUAUGCUUUGGGUGUAUUUAUGUAUGUGGUUUUACAUUCCAGGUUCUGACAUUGUACAGUGGAUGAUCAAAAACCUGAAUAUUGAAGAUCAAGGUAAUGCAUGAUUAUUAGUGUCCUAUUAUGUAUCCUAUUAUGUGACACUAGACAUGUGAAACAGUGACUCAUUCACAGUUAUGUGACGUAUCGAGACCUUGGGACUAUAAGGUUAUAUCUGUGCAAAGCAUAGUCCUGAGAUAUUGAGAAUCAAUGUUUUCACAUCCCAGAUCUCAGAAUUGUUCUGUAGUGAAUUCUUAUUUUAUAACCCAUUAAGGUCCUAACCUUAAAGGUACCUAAAGUGCAGAGUAUCAAAAUCCUGAAACAUUUGUAAAUCAGAUUUUAUAGGUGGGUGCAAUCGUAGAUAGAACCUUAUGGCUCUGAAAUGUCAAUCUGGGUUCAGCCAUAAGGUUCUGUCUGACAUUUCUGAAUUAGACAUGUUCAGUUUUUAAGAAAACUGUAGCUCUAUUUGAAUACAUAAAUGAUAGAAUAACACAAUUUUACCAAGAUAGAGUCAGAACACAUCAUCAAGUACAUUAAGAAAUGUAUUACUGUCAUCGCUGAACAACGAUGUGACAACAUCAUUUACUUUAAGAUUUCUGACAGUGUUGUUUUUUUUUUGCUUGCGUGCCGUUAUCGCUGGCUAGACUAGCCUAGACCAUACUUAGAGGGAAAUAGCAAAGACGUGUUCUGAUUGGUCCAUCUGUAUUUGUUCAGGCUUGUGAUUGGAUUGCAGAUAGAACCUUAUAGCGCCAAGUUCAAAUGGGUUAAUGCAAAUAGAACUUUGUCGUUUAAUUUUUUUUUCAUAAAAUAUUUACUUCAUAGACAUAUGAAGAACCAUCUAAAUAUCAAUUAUAUGUGACUAACAGAUUUUUGACAAAAACCUUAUAGUCCCAAGGUCUUGAUAUACCACCUUUAUUCUUGAGAAGUUCCUUCCAUAUUGUAUCAUUUUAACAUGUCAAUGGCUAAUUAGAAUCAUUGUAACAUAGUGGAAAACUUUGUUUCUCUAAAACCUCAGUGCAUACAGUAGCAGACUUUUCUAGAGCAAUUUAUUUUUAUGACAUAACAAAAUAUGGAAAAAGUCAAGGGAUCUGAAUACCUUCCGAAUGCAUUCGGAAAGUAUUCAGAUCCCUUGACUUUUUCCACAUUUUGUUAUGUUACAGCCUUAUUUUAAAAUUGAUUAAAUUGUUUUUUCCCCCUUCAAUCUUCACACAAUACUCCAUAAUGGCAAAGCAAAAACAGGUUUUUAUAAAUGUUUGCAAAAAUAAGUUGAAAUAUAACAUUUACAUAAUUAUUCUGAUAGUUUACUCAGUAUUUUGUUGAAGCACCUUUGGCAGCGAUUAUAGCCUUGAGUCUUCUUGGGAAUGAAGCUACAAGCAUGGCACACCUGUAUUUGGGGAGUUUCUCCCAUUCUUCUCUGCAGAUCCUCUCAAGCUCUCUCAGGUUGGAUGAAGAGCGUCGCUGCACAGCUAUUUCUAGGUCUCUCCAGAGAUGUUAGAUCGGGUUCAAGUCCGGGCUCUGGCUGGGCCACUCAAGGACACGCAGAGAUUUGUCCUGAAGCCACUCCUACGUUGUCUUGGCUGUGUGCUUAGGGUCAUUGUCAUGUUGGAAGGUGAACCUUCGCCCAGUCUGAGGUCCUGAGCGCUCUGUAGCAGGUUUUCAUCAAGGAUCUCCCUGUACUUUUCACCGUUCAUUUCCCCUCGAUCCUGACUAGUCUCCCAGUCCCUGCCACUGACAAACAUCCCCACAGCAUGAUGCUGCCACCACCAUGCUUCACCGUAGGGAUGGUACCAGGUUUCCUCCAGACAUGAUGCUAGGCAUUCAGGCCAACAAGUUCAAUCUUGGUAUCAUCAGACCAGAGAAUGUUCUUUUUCUGAGAGUCUGAGAGUCUUUAGGUGCCUUUUGGCAAACUCCAAGCGGGCCGUCAUGUGCCUUUUACUGAGGAGUGGCUUCCAUCUGGCCACUCUACCAUAAAGGACUGAUUGGUGGAGUGCUGCAGAGAUGGUUGUCCUUCUGGAAGAAUCUCCCAUCUCCACAGAGGAACUCUGGAGCUCCUUCACAGUGACUAUCGGGUUCUUGGUCACCACCCUGACCAAGGCCCUUCUCCCCCGAUUACUCGGUUUUGCCAGGCGGCCAGCUCUAGGAAGAGUCUUGGUGUUUCCAAACUUCUUCCAUUUAAGAAUGAUGGAGGCCACUGUGUUCUUGGGGACCUUCAAUGCUGCAGAAUUUUUUUGGUGUCCUUACCCAGAUCUCUGCCUCGACACAAUCCUGUCUCGGACAAUUCCUUCGACCUCAUGGCUUGGUUUUUGCUCUGACAUGCACUGUCAACUGUGGGACCUUAUAUAGACAGGUGUGUGCCUUUCCAAAUCAUGUCCAAUCAAUUGAAUUUACCACAGGUGGACUCCAAUCAAGUUGUAGAAACAUCUCAAGGAUGAUCAAUGGAAACAGGAUGUACCCGAGCUCAAUUUUGAGUCUCAUAGCAGGUCUGAAUACUUAUGUAAAUAAGGUAUUUCUGUUUUUUUAUUUUGUAUAAAUGUGCAAAACAAUCGAAAAACCAGUUUUCACUUUGUCAUUAUGGGGUAUUGUGUGUAGAUUGCAUUUUUUUAAUUUUUUUAAUCCAUUUUAGAAUAAGGCUGUAACGUAACAAAAUGUGGAAAAAGUCAAGGGGUCAGAACACUUUCCGAAGACACUGUAUAUACUGUAACCUAGUAGAUGCCGCCACUUUAGGUCACGUCACUCAGACUAACAAUUUCACACAAGCACACAAUGCAUAAACACACACACAUCCACAUGCAAACACACAAAUUCACUGAAAGGGCACUCACAUUUAUCAGUAAACAUGUCUUUAAACAUGAAUGAGUGAUCAUUUAUUGAUGCAUAGCUGAGUCUUAUAUACAUUCUAGAUACAGAGAGACAAGGUGGAAAUAGUGAUAAAAAUAGAAUGUGUUUCAUUUUACGUUAGGAGGGGUGACAGGGGUAUGGCAUAUGAGGUAAACAUUACCUUUGGGGCCAUCCCCAACGGUACUAUACUGACCUCAUAUACCAUAGCCCGGUGAAGGGGGAAAGUGAGGUGUGUCAAAGGGGACAAUGGGAAUAUUAGGGGUGCUGGACAAUGGGAAUAUUAGGGGUGCUGUGGUGGAAAAUGAUAUGAUUUUAUUUGUGUUGUCCAGUGGAGGCCCUUCACCUGGGGACCCUGAUGGCUGCCCAUGGCUACUUCUUCCCCAUAUCAGACCACGUACUCACACUCAAAGACGAUGGCACUUUCUACAGGUUUCAGGUACAGUGAAUUCAUAGGCUGCAUGGCUCUUAUUUGUACUAUAAUGUACUCAUACUGUCAACCAUAGCUGAUCCAAUCCAUAUCAAAUAAAAUAAAAUAAAAUUGUAUUUGUCACAUACACAUGUUUAGCAGAUGUUAUAGCGGGUGUAGCGAAAUGCUUGUGCUUCUAGCUCCAACAGUGCAGUAAUAUCUAACAAGUAAUAUCUAACAAUUUCACAACAUAUACCUAAUACACACAAAACUAGUAAGGAAUGGAAUUUAAGAAAAUAUACAUAUAUGGACAAGCAAUGACAGAGCGGCAUGGACUAAGAUACAGUAGAAUAUUAUAGAACAGAAUGCAGUAUAUACAUAUGAGAUGAGUAGUGCAAGAUAUGUAAACAUUAUUAAAGUGACUGUAAACAUUAUUAAAGUGACUAGUGUUCCAUUUCUUAAAGUGGCCAGUGAUUUCAAUAGGCAGUAGCAGCCUCUAAUGUGCUAGUGAUGGCUAUUUAACACUGAUGGCCUUGAGAUAGAAGCUGUUUUUCAUUCUCACGGUCCCAGCUUUGAUGCACCUGUACUGACCUCGCCUUCUGAAUGAUAGCGGGGUGAACAGACAUUGGCUCGGGUGGUUGAUGUCCUUGAUUAUCUUUUUGGCCUUCCUGUGACAUCGGGUGCUGUAUGUGUCUUGGAGGGCGGGUAUAAUGCGUUCGGCAGACCGCACCACCCUCUGGAGAGCCCUGCGGUUGCGGGCGGUGCAGUUGCCGUACCAGGUGGCGAUACAGCCCGACAGGAUGCUCUCAAUUGUGCAUCUGUAAAAGUUUGUGAGGGUUUUAGGUGCCAAGCCACAUUUCUUCAGCCUCCUGAGGUUGAAGAGGCUCUGUUGCGCCUUCUUCACCACACUGUCUGCGUGGGUGGACCAUUUCAGUUUGUCGGUAAUGUGUACGCCAAGGAACUUGAAGCUUUCCCCCUUCUCCACUGCAGUCCCGUCGAUGUGGAUAGGGGGGUGCACCCUCUGCUGUUUCCUGAAGUCCACGAUCAUCUCCUUUGUUUUGUUGACGUUGAGUGAGAUGUUAUUUUCCUGGCACCACACUCCCAGAGCCCUCACCUCCUCCCUGUAGGUGGUCUCGUCAUUGUUGGUAAUUAAGCCUACUACUGUUGUGUCGUCUGCAAACUUGAUGAUUGAGUUGGAAGCGUGCUUGGCCACGCAGUCAUGGGUGAACUGGGAGUACAGGAGGGGGCUGAGCACACACCCUUGUGGGGCCCCAGUGUUGAGGAUCAGCGAAGUGGAGAUGUUGUUUCCUACCUUCACCACCUGGGGGCGGCCCGUCAGGAAGUCCAGGACCCAGUUGCAGAGGGCGGGGUUCAGACCCAGGGCCUCGAGCUUAAUGAUGAGCUUGGAGGGUACUAUGGUGUUGAAUGCUGAGAUAUAGUCAAUUAACAGCAUUCUUACAUAGGUAUUCCUCUUGUCCAGAUGGGAUUGGGCAGUGUGCAGUGUGAUGGCGAUUGCAUCGUCUGUGGAUCUAUUGGGGCGGUAAGCAAAUUGAAGUGGGUCUAGGGUGACAGGUAAGGUAGAGGUGAUAUGAUCCUUGACUAGUCUCUCAAAGCACUUCAUGAUGACAGAGGUGAGUGCUACAGGACGUUAGUCAUUUAGUUCAGUUACCUUUGCUUUCUUGUGUACAGGAACAAUGGUGGCCAUCUUGAAGCAUGUGGGAACAGCAGACUGGGAAAGGGAGAGAUUGAAUAUGUCCAUAAACACACCAGCCAGCUGGUCUGCGCAUGCUCUGAGGAUGCGGCUAGGGAUGCCGUCUGGGCCGGCAGCCUUGAAGGGGUUAACAUGCUUAAAUGUCCUAAUCACGUCGGCCACGGAGUAGGAGAGGCCACAGUCCUUGGUAGUGGGCCUCGUCAGUGGCACUGUGUUAUCCUCAAAGCGGGCGAAGAACGUGUUUAGCUUGUCUGGAAGCGACGUGGCUGGUUUUCCUUUUGUAGUCCGUGAUUGUCUGCGCCAGGUUGAUAUCAGACCACACAGGGAGGACUAGGAUUCAUAUGUCGUUGUUGAAUGCUUAUCCACAGGGACCUAUGUGCUUUAUACCUAAUCCAUUUAUAUUGCUGGAUGUUUUACUGAGGCAACUAAAGUGCCUCGCUCUAGAGAAAUAACAGGGAUUUUAGCCAGGUGUCUCAGUUCUUAGAUCAGUUCUUAGAUCAAGGUGUCUCAGUUCUCAGAUCAGUUCUUAGAUCAAGGUGUCUCAAUUCUCAGAUCAGUUCUUAGAUCAAGGUGUUUCAGUUCUCAGAUCAGUUCUUAGAUCAAUGUGUCUCAGUUCUUUAGCUGGCUUGUCCCUCACUAUUUUCUCCUCACAAUCAUUCUCCCCAGACCCCCUACUUCUGGCCAUCAAACUGCUGGGAACCAGAGAAUACAGACUAUGGUAAGUAUUCACUUAGCAGUAGUGAAUAGUAAUACAUAAUGGAAGGCUGUACCGUGCAUUGAAUGUAACCAUCAGGAUGUUAAUAUCAAAAUCAAUUUUAUUUGUGUAGCAUCUGGCAUGCAGGACAUUGUAACCCAAAUGGCUUUGCAGAAGAAAACAGAACCAUCAAUGGUGGUUUGUUCAAUUCAAUAAGUGAAUAUAAGUAUUUGUAUGUCUUAUUUUGUAUAUAAGUUGCAACAACCCCUCCAGCCAUAUAGAUAGCCGUUUGCAUCCCCAAAGCUGCAAUGGAUGUUGUUAAGACCAUUUUGCAAGCCACAUGAUACUCUGGUUAUGGAAUGACUUAUUAAUGUUGUGGCCUAGUCUGCAGCUGAUGCAGAAAGGGUUUGGCAAAGUAAAAAUGUUAUCUGUAAAACAGCAUCUGGUCAAUAGUAGCUUUCUCUGUUUUCUGAUUGGUUUGUUCUUCCUCUGUGUUCUGUGCCGCAGCUGUUUACCUCUGCAAAAGAACAAUGCAAAACAAAGCUCGUCUGGAGCUGGCAGACUACGAGGCGGUAGGAGGUCUUCUCUGUUCAUUGUCAUUGUCUCUUUAGUAUGUUAGCACUAGCAUCCUUAACAUUGAUAUCAGCCUACAUCCAUCUCUUUAGUAUGCUAGCACUAGCAUCCUUAACACUGAUAUCAGCCUGUAUCUUCAUCUCUUUAGUAUGUUAGCACUAGCAUCCUUAACACUGAUAUCAGCCUGUAUCUUCAUCGCUUUAGUAUGUUAGCACUAGCAUCCUUAACACUGAUAUCAGCCUGUAUCUUCAUCUCUUUAGUAUGUUAGCACUAGCAUCCUUAACACUGAUAUCAGCCUGUAGCUUCAUCUCUUUAGUAUGUUAGCACUAGCAUCCUUAACAUUUAUAUCAGCCUGUAUCUUUAGUAUGUUAGCACUAGCAUCCUUAACACUGAUAUCAGCCUGUGUCUUUAGUAUGUUAGCACUAGCAUCCUUAACAUUUAUAUCAGCCUGUAUCUUUAGUAUGUUAGCACUAGCAUCCUUAACAUUUAUAUCAGCCUGUAUCUUUAGUAUGUUAGCACUAGCAUCCUUAACACUGAUAUCAGCCUGUAUCUUCAUCUCUUUAGUAUGUUAGCACUAGCAUCCUUAACAUUUAUAUCAGCCUGUAUCUUUAGUAUGUUAGCACUAGCAUCCUUAACAUUUAUAUCAGCCUGUAUCUUUAGUAUGUUAGCACUAGCAUCCUUAACACUGAUAUCAGCCUGUGUCUUUAGUAUGUUAGCACUAGCAUCCAAAACAUUUUUAUCAGCCUGUAUCUUUAGUAUGUUAGCACUAGCAUCCUUAACAUUUAUAUCAGCCUGUAUCUUUAGUAUGUUAGCACUAGCAUCCUUAACAUUGAUAUCAGCCUGUAGCUUCAUCUCUUUAGUAUGUUAGCACUAGCAUCCUUAACACUGAUAUCAGCCUGUAGCUUCAUCUCUUUAGUAUGUUAGCACUAGCAUCCUUAACAUUUAUAUCAGCCUGUAUCUUUAGUAUGUUAGCACUAGCAUCCUUAACACUGAUAUCAGCCUGUGUCUUUAGUAUGUUAGCACUAGCAUCCUUAACACUGAUAUCAGCCUGUGUCUUUAGUAUGUUAGCACUAGCAUCCUUAACAUUUAUAUCAGCCUGUAUCUUUAGUAUGUUAGCACUAGCAUCCUUAACAUUUAUAUCAGCCUGUAUCUUUAGUAUGUUAGCACUAGCAUCCUUAACAUUUAUAUCAGCCUGUAUCUUUAGUAUGUUAGCACUAGCAUCCUUAACACUGAUAUCAGCCUGUAUCUUCAUCUCUUUAGUAUGUUAGCACUAGCAUCCUUAACAUUUAUAUCAGCCUGUAUCUUUAGUAUGUUAGCACUAGCAUCCUUAACAUUUAUAUCAGCCUGUAUCUUUAGUAUGUUAGCACUAGCAUCCUUAACAUUUAUAUCAGCCUGUAUCUUUAGUAUGUUAGCACUAGCAUCCUUAACACUGAUAUCAGCCUGUGUCUUUAGUAUGUUAGCACUAGCAUCCAAAACAUUUUUAUCAGCCUGUAUCUUUAGUAUGUUAGCACUAGCAUCCUUAACAUUUAUAUCAGCCUGUAUCUUUAGUAUGUUAGCACUAGCAUCCUUAACAUUGAUAUCAGCCUGUAGCUUCAUCUCUUUAGCAUGUUAGCACUAGCAUCCUUAACACUGAUAUCAGCCUGUAGCUUCAUCUCUUUAGUAUGUUAGCACUAGCAUCCUUAACAUUUAUAUCAGCCUGUAUCUUUAGUAUGUUAGCACUAGCAUCCUUAACAUUUAUAUCAGCCUGUAUCUUUAGUAUGUUAGCACUAGCAUCCUUAACAUUUAUAUCAGCCUGUAUCUUUAGUAUGUUAGCACUAGCAUCCUUAACAUUGAUAUCAGCCUGUACCUUCAUCUCUUUAGUAUGUUAGCACUAGCAUCCUUAACACUGAUAUCAGCCUGUAUCUUCACAGUGAAAACCUUUUGUUCUGUUGCUAUUAUUGUGUUAUUAUAUCAUGUCAUGAAAUAAGACAAAUAAUUGUUUGGCUAGAUUUACUGUCUGUAUUUUUUAUGUUUAUUGUUGUUUCAGGAGAGCUUAGCGAGGUUACAGAGAGCAUUUGCCAGAAAAUGGGAGUUCAUAUUUAUGCAAGCAGAAGCACAAGCAAAGUAAGUUUCCAAAAGAAACAAAUCUACUAUGUGUUGAUGAGUGUUAAGUUGAUCACCACACUCCUCAUUAUAACGGAUAUGCCAUCAUCUCUAACUACCACUUCUCAGCAGUUUCCUAAUAACACCACAUUUUAGGCAGGGGAAGUGGCAAAGAAAAAACAUUAAUAAUUACACAAAAUAUGGUUUUGUGAAAAAACCUAAAAAGUAAUUGCUUGUACUGUGUAUCCUAUCUCCUCAGAGUUGACAAGAAAAGAGAUAAGAUUGAGAGGAAAAUUCUCGAUAGUCAAGAAAGAGCAUUUUGGGAUGUGCACAGACCAGUGGUGAGUUUAUUGUGCUUUUAAAAUCUCAUGCUACAAGACUUACAGUAUCUCCAUAACAUAACACCUAGCUACAGUGUUAGUGCAAAUGUUCCACUGGAGCAUACAGCUAACUGGAGGCUAAGGGAUCCAUUCAAUCUGUAUCGCUUAACUCCAGCGCAAUAGUGCAAUUGAAAUGUAAAGGUAAUUUCCAAUUGAGCGGACAUAUGCAGCAUUUACUGUGAAUGCAGUCUCCACGAACGCGGAACAUUGCCUUUAAAUUUAAAUCGCGCUAUAGCGCUGAACUUCCGCGAUACAGAUUGAAUCGAGCCCCUAACUUAGUAUUUCUGUUUGUGGAAUAUUGUUGUGUAUUGUCAUGCAUACAUGCUUAGAAAUAUCCAUUGUCAAAAACCUACAUUGAUCUUAUCUUAGAAAUAAAAAAUAUGUGGCAUGGAUUUUUUUAUUAGAUGUUUUUUGUAAAAUGUUAUAGAACUUUCUUCAGUCUACAAAGCAAUUUAUUUCUCUGUUCAAUGUGAAUAAUGUGAGGGACAAUCGUCAAUUUUUUUUUGCUUGGUAAAGGCAGCGCUUUCUUCUUUCUUCUUUGUCUGCCAUAAUGUCAAAAUGUUAUUAUUGUACCGUCAAUUCCUCAAAAAUAAUGUAUUCACCUGCAGCUCUCCUGUGGUCUGUAUGACCUCAUCAUCCAUUCAGACACACUUCCUUCUUAGUAAUAGCUUCCACUAGGGAAUGGAUCCACUUCCUUGGAAAAAUCCAGCUCCAUGAGCUUAAUUGUAAAAUAACAGGAUCAAUUCAUGCAUGCUUGGGACAUUAUAAUCAGGUUCCUUUCUGAUUUCACAGCAGCCUCGUCAAACCAAUUAGCCACCGUGGUCCUGGAGGAUACCUUAAUUGUGCUCCUUGUUUAAUCAUGCGGGACAUUCAGACAAUAUGUUUUACAUUAGUAUUUAGCUAGAUCAUGUUUGACUGAGCUUGUAGCAAAGUGCAAUAGAAAAAGCUGGAUUUCUGGGUUCACUAAACAGUCCUACCUGAGCUGCUAGUGAAUCAAUAGGAAGAAGCAGAGAAUGCUCCCUGAAGGGCAUGCUUUUAUUCUGUUAAUUUCUGUUGCUCUCCAGCCCGGAUGUGUAAACACAACAGAAGUUGACAUAAAGAAGUCCUCCAGAAUGAAAAAUCCCCAAAAGACAAGAAAGGUAACUCUUCCUAUAAAUCCAUUAAUUCUGAAUAACAGGUUAGCUGAAACACUGUUAAAAAAUAAAAAAUAAAAUUGACUUUGGGUGGUUUCUGUUUGAUUGUCUCUGCCUCAGUCUGUAUAUGGGCCUCAGAAUGAUGUGCGAACCCACAGCCCCACUCACACCCCCGCCCAAGAGGCCAAGCCAGCCACAGAGGAGCAGCUGCAGGACCAGGUAAUGUAGAGGUUGCUGGACUGCCUGGGUAGCUUCUCUUGCAUUGCAAAAUGUAUGAUUGGAAGGAAACUGUUCUUUCCAAAUGUACACUUAAGAUGGCAACACUGUUACUGUCUUAUUAGUUUGACCAGUUUCCAGAAAUUCACAAAAUACUGUUUCCCCUUGUUGUUCCAGAUCAAUUAUUGGGGAGGGCAAUUAGACAGACAUCGACUGAAAAUGUCCAAAGUGGCCGAGAGGUGAGCGAAGUUCUCCAUCUCUUCAUUUUCCCCCCACUGAUCCCUUCAUGAACUCUCUAAAACUUAAUGUAGCCAGUAAUUAAGAGCUUAGACAACCUUGAAAAGUGUUUAGCCUGAACAAUACCUGCUGUGUAUCAUCAGCACUAAGGCUAAUUGUAAUUUAUUGUGCUGUUAUGUAACACUGAACAGAGAGUACGUAACAUUGAACAGAGAUUACCAUCCUCAGCUGCCUGGGUUACUCACUAUUGUGUUAAAACAAAGAUACUGCAUCACUUCCUGCUAUCUUCGAAGGUCAAAUACUGUGUAGCACUGUUGUUAGUCAUAUCCUGAGUUCCCCAGGCCGCACAAUACAUUGUCACAUUUUCUGUCCACUCUACCUGCCUGAACUGAAUAGUAAGUCUUUCUCUCCAGUUUGUUGGCCUAUACAGAGCAGUAUGUGGAAUAUGACCCCUUCAUCACGCCGACCGACCCCUCCAACCCCUGGAUCUCAGACGACACCGCAGUGUGGGAGCUGGAGGCCAGGUGUGUCUUCUUGGACUGUCUUUUUAAAAAUUAUUAUUACAUCUCUGUGGUUAUUCUGUGUUGUUUUACACUGGUACAAGUAGUGAGUGGUACCAGUAAAUUAUUUGUGAGUUGCUCUGGAUCAGACCAUCUCCUGAGGGAUGUCAGGUAGUAAUAAAAUUAUUUGUAGCUGUGUAGUGUGCACUGUUAACUGUUCACUGAGAUUUUCCCUCUAUACACUGUGGUGUCUGACUGCGUGUGUCUCUUCCUAGUAAGGAGCCAGGUCAGCAGAGGGUGAAGAGGUGGGCUUUCGGCAUCAACGAGGUUCUCAAGGAUCAGGUGGGGAGGGAGCAGUUCCUCAAGUUCCUGGAGUCUGAGUUCAGCUCAGAGAACCUGAGGUAGGGAUACAGUACAUACACACACACGUAACACACAUGCACGCACGUACACCCCCACAUGCACACACUCUCACUUCCUUUCUCUCACACACAAUCAUAACCUAUCCUUGCACUUCAUUCAUGUUUCCUGUACUUCCUCUUCUGGUACUUGUCUGAACUGUUUUGCCCAGAGCUAAUCUUCAGGUCAAUCUGGUAAUGUGUUAUUAUCUAACUGAGUGAGAGUCAGAGGUGGAAUUUAACACCUAAUUGGUCACAUUAAUUACCCUAUAAUUAGAUAUGUGAUGUUAUCAUCAUUAAAGGACAUAACUGAGCACUGAAUUUAUAUUUCAGACAAAUAUUUUCAGACAAAAUCUCUGCAAUACUUAUCCAGAAAUUCCUAUAAGAAACCAUGUUGGGAAAACGGCUUAUCCUGGACAAAACAUGCACAGCAGGCACAAGCAUGCACACAUAUAAUAUGUUGCUAGUCCUAUAUUAGCCUGAAGAGUGAUAGAGAAAGACAAAAAUAAAGGGGUUCAAGGGAUAGAUUUUGAGUGGAUUUUCCCUUUAACUAUAAAGAUUAUCUUUUGGUAUUUUUUUAAUUAGUCCAGCGUUGAUACAGUCCCAAAAUGUUUUGCAUGUCAGCAGUCAAUUUUUCAAGAUAUUGGACUUUCAAGAAGCAAAGUGUCACCGGCCACAUCAUGGUGAUGAUGAUGCAAAAUACAACUGUGUUAUUCCCCGCCCCCCGUGUUGUGUCCUGCAGGUUCUGGCUAGCGGUCCAGGAGGUAAAGAAAAGGCCCAUCCGGGAGGUCCCGACCCGGGUUCAGGAGAUCUGGCAGGAGUUCCUGGCCUCUGGAGCUCCCAGUGCCAUCAACGUUGACUCUAAGAGCUAUGACAAGACCACCCAGAACGUCAAGGACCCUGGACGCUACGCCUUUGAGGACGCACAGGUAACACUGUAGUAAUAUGUUAGUGAACAGUAGGGUAAUUAUAGGCAGGUUACUGACUUAUGCUUGUAGUGUGUUUGGGAAAUCAGCUGGAUAAGCUACUGUACUGUUCAGUACAUUUGUCUCAACAGAAAAUAUUCUGGGACGUUGAAUUGUAUCAAGGGUUGUUACAACAUGACCAUCACUGUGGUUGAACCAUUUCCUUGUGGUUGACAGGAUCACAUCUUCAAGCUGAUGAAGAGUGACUCCUACAGCCGCUUCAUCCGUUCCAGUGCCUACCAGGAGCUGCUACAGGCCAAGAAAAAGGUAAGGUCUUCAAAGAAUAAACAUGGCUGUGUGCACUGCUGUUCUCUGACCUGCCCUGCCUCAGGCCUGGAUCAAUGACAUUGGUGCCUCCAGCAGUGAAGGAAUAGCUACUGUAGCAGCAUUUUCACAUGUAAAGAAAAUGCCUCAUAAGGUGUCUGACCUGUAACGAUGGUUGUGAUAAUGGGGUAAUUAAGCAAUAAGGCCUGAGGGGGUGUGGGAUAUGGCCAAUAUACCACGGCUAAGGGCUGUUCUAAUUCACGACGCAACGCGGAGUGCCUGGAUACAGCCCUUAGCCGUUGUAUAUUGGCCAUAUACCACAAACUCCCGAGGUGCCUUAUUGCUAUUAUAAACUGGUUACCAGCGUAAUUAGAGCAGUAAAAGUACAUGUUUUGUCUUACCUGUGGUAUACGGUCUGAUAUACCACGGCUGUCAGCCAAUCAGCAUUCAGGGCUCGAACCACCCAGUUUAUAAGGUCUGAUAUACCACAGCUUUCAGCCAAUCAGCAUUCAGGGCUCGAACCACCCAGUUUAUAAUUAAAAUGAUAGUUCCUUCAUGAUUUUCUAUGAUUUGGCUUAUGUUUUGUGUUAUGUCACAUAUCACUGUAUAAUUCUCAUCGUAAUCACAUCAGCAUAUCCUUAUUUUCGCUUUUAUUUUUCAAAGGGCCUCUCCUCACAGUUUAGUUUGUUUCCCAUUCCUUCACUUUUUGGUUUCAGCUCUGUCUUUCUUUUCUGUCUUUCUUUUUGUUUCUUUUCUUUUUGUUUCUUUUUCUUCUUUUUUUGGUUAAGUAUGGAGACAUUCAGGACCGCAGAACUUCAUUUGAGAAAUUCACUCGAAAUGUGGUAAGAGGACAUGGGUUUUUCUGGUCGACCAACGGGCCUGUUCAGAUAAAGCAUGUCCACUGCUUUAUCACUCUCUCCUUCCCUCCCUCACCUCUGGGACCUGUCAUGGACACGGGCAUGGUGACGUUUCAUGACCAUCUUUUUCAGGGCCUUGUCAACAUGUACUGUGCCUCUCCUUUCCUUCCCUUUGGACUUUUAUGUUGCAAUUAUAGCACCAAGUAAGCUUUUCUAAGAGUUUUGUUAACGGAAUUAUUGUGUUUCAUUUCAGAAAUUAACCUAUACAGUGCCUUCAGAAAGUAUUCAUACCCCUUGACUUAUUCCACAUUUUGUUGUGUUACAGCCUGAAUUCAAAAUGCAUUAAAUUGUUGUUUUUUUCUCACCCAUGUACACACAAUACCGCAUAGUGACAAAGUGAAAAAAUGUUUUUAGACCUUUUUGCAAAGUUAUUGAAGAUGAAAUACAGAAAUAUCUAAUUUACAUAAGUAUUCACACCCCUGAGUCAACACAUGUUAGAAUCACCUUUGGCAACGAUUACAGCUGUGAGUCUCUAAGAGCUUUGCACACAUGGAUUGUACAAUAUUUCCCCAUUAUUCUUUUCAAGCUCUGUCAAAUUGGUUGUUGAUCAUUGCUAGACAACCUUUUGCAAGUCUUGCCAUAGAUUUCCAAGCAGAUUUAAGUCCAAAUUGUAAUAUGGCCACUCAGGAACAUUCACUGUCUUCUUGGUAAACAACUCCAGUGUAGAUUUUGCCUUGUGUUUUAGGUUAUUGUCCUGCUGAAAGGUGAAUUUAUCUCCCAGUGUCUGGUGGAAAGCAGACUGAACCAGGUUUUCCUCUAGGAAUUUGCCUUUGCUUAGAAGCUCCAUUACGUUUCUUUUUUAUCCUGAAAAACUCCUUAGUUCUUAACGAUUACAAGCAUACCCAUAACAUGAUGCAGCCACCACUAUGCUUGAAAAUAUGGAGAUAUUACUCAGUAAUGUGUUGUAUUUAUUUUUCCCCAAAACAUUUUUUGCAGUAUUAUUUUAGUGCCUUGUUGGCAACAGGAUGCAUGUUUUGGAAUAUUUUUAUUCUGUUCACUCUGUCAAUUAGGUAAGUAUUGUAGAGUAACUACAAUGUUGAUCCAUCCUCAGUUUUCUCCUAUCACAGCCAUUAAACUCUGUAACUGUUUUAAAGUCACCAUUGGCCUUUCACCAUGGUAAAAUCCCUGAGCAGUUUCCUUUCUCUCCGGCAACUGAGUUAGGAAGGAUGCCUAUAUCUUUACAGUGACUGGGUGUAUUGAUACACCAUUAAUAACUUUGCCAUGCUCAAAGGGAUAUUCAAUGUCUGCCAAUAGGUGUCAUCUACCAAUAGGUGCCCAUCUCUGAGAGGCAAAUUCUGGUCUUUGUGGUUGAAUAUGUAUUCGAAAUUCACUGCUCGACUGAGGGAGCUUACAGAUAAUUGAAUAUGUGGGGAACAGAGAUGAGGUAGUCAUUCGAAAAUCCUGUUAAACACUAUUAUUGCACAUAGAGUGAGUCAAUGCAACUUAUUAUGUGACUUGUUAAGGACAUUUUUACUCCUGAACUUAUUUAGGCUUGCCAUAGCAAAGGGGUUGAAUACUUAUUGACUCAAGACAUUUCAGCUUUUCGUUUUUAAUUCAUAUGUAAAAAUGUGGACAAACAUAAUUCCACUUUGACAUUAUGGGGUAUUGUGUGUAGGCCAGUGACAAAAAAAUCUCAAUCUAAUACAUUUUAAAUGCAGGCUGUAAUACAACAAAAUGUGGAAAAAGUAAAUGGGUGUGAAUACUUUCUGAAAGGCACUGUAUAUUUCAUGAUUAACUAAUUAAUCAGACAUUUAUUAGUAAAAAAAUAUUUAUGCAACAAUGGUAGUUAGACAUUCAUCAUUCCCUUUCAAGAACUAGAUGCAAUAGGAGCACAAUAAUAUCAGGAUAUAACCUAUACAUAUUGGUUUAUUAUUCUUGUGAAAUCAUGUUUUAGUGUAGUUUGAUACACAAUGUUGCAUUUGUUAACUCCUCUGAGAGUUAAGGCUGGAUUUAAUCCGUAUCGCAGAAGAUCCACGUUAAAAUGUAAAGGUAAUUUCCGAUUGAGCCGACAUAUGCAGCGUUUACUGUGAAUGCAGUCUCUGCGAACGCGGGAACAUUGCCUUUAAAUUUCAAUCGAGCUAUAACGUGGAUCUUCCGUGAUACUUCUGCGAUACAGAUUGAAUCCAGCCUUUAGAAGAGUCAGCUGAGCUGUUACAGGACAGAGGCAUGUGGCCUCUCCUGCAUGUCUCCCAUUUUGGCCCCUGAAACCAACCUGCCAAAAUGUCCUCCCUCAUUCAUUCUGUGUUCUCUCCUUGUCCCCACAGAAAAGUAAGAACUUGUUUUGAAGGAUUUUACAUCCAGGUAAUAAUGCCAACAAUCAGUGCAGAUUGUUACAGUAAAUUGCAUGUGGUUGCUCACCUCACUGACUUUCAUCCUCUCUGUGUUCACCCUCACAUUUUUGCAUAUUGCAUGGAGACAGCUCUUUUGACAGCUCUUGAUGUAAACUGUAUUCUCUGAAUUAACUUUACUCAGAUUAAGGAAGCUACAGCAUGUCUGAUUUACAGUAUAACACAAUAACACAGUAUGAUGCAAUCAUGUUGUACACUUGAUGCCCAUAGGAUGUCAGUAUAAUCCUGACAUUACACACUUUCAUAUUCCGACCAGGUAGAACUCUCGCUCACUCUGCUAACACACAGACAUUUCCACAUGCUAUAUUACAGGAGGGUGUUGGAGUGAAUCUUAGAUUACAGUAGACAAUUGAUCUCAUUCUCUCUCUUUCUCUUUCCCGCUUCUUCUCUCCUUCUCCCAGGGGAAAUCCCUGACAUCCAAGAGGCUGACCAACCUUGUGCCAUCAUGCUAAAAUACAGCCACUCUGCGAUAUAGAGGAGGACCAUUUCUACGUCAUUUCUACAUCAUCACUGUCUGCUUUCCACUCAGACGAUGAGCUGGACAGUACAUCAGAUGUUGCAUGUCCAAGGAGAAGGCUUGUUAUUUAUUUUACCUGAUCUAUAUCUACUAUUGGCGAGGACAGGCAUUUUGGGACAGACAGGCAUUUUAGGACAGACAUUGAGACCAGAUAAUGCCUUUAAAGAAAGUCAGUGUCCAGUUACUUCCACCAUAUCUGAUGGACACACGUGUUCCUCACCAGCUGAGCUAAUGAUGUCAGAAAACAAUUAAUUGGAAACGACAGCUUAACAGUAAAAUCUAAUCAAAAUAUUAUUACUAUACAGUACACGAUCUGUAAUCACACCUACUUUUGUCACGAUAAGGGAAGUGUUGUGCAGUAUACAUAUAUAUAAAUUAUUAUGUUUAUUUUGCAUUGCUUUUAUUGCACUACAGUAAUUAGCACAGUUUUCAUUACA
This is a messenger RNA of Coregonus sp. 'balchen', 25745 nucleotides long. NCBI's taxonomy places the organism in Eukaryota, Metazoa, Chordata, Actinopteri, Salmoniformes, Salmonidae. The record is from the annotation of a GenBank genome assembly.